Molecule: messenger RNA, 3096 nt
Organism: Onychomys torridus (southern grasshopper mouse)
Lineage: Eukaryota; Metazoa; Chordata; Mammalia; Rodentia; Cricetidae
Gene: Bmal2
Product: aryl hydrocarbon receptor nuclear translocator like 2
Exons: 15
Coding region: 266-2029 (587 amino acids)
Biological process (GO): regulation of transcription by RNA polymerase II
Cellular component (GO): transcription regulator complex; aryl hydrocarbon receptor complex; nucleus
Molecular function (GO): DNA-binding transcription factor activity, RNA polymerase II-specific; RNA polymerase II cis-regulatory region sequence-specific DNA binding; protein dimerization activity
Source: RefSeq, a predicted model, not a curated record
UCGACACUCACAUCCGAACGUCCGCAGCUAGGCGCUUCUUGCACCACGCAGGGGUCUCCCCUGUCCUCCCAGGGCGCCCCACAGCCUCCCAGGGCGUGCUGGCUGCAGCUCCUUGGCUCGGGGCUGUCGGCUGAGGCUCCGCCUGUGCGGGAGCCUGGUCCCGCCCCGGGCCGGCAAGGGCUGCCGGGGCUGCGGUGGCAGAGCCCGCGCCCCGCUCCGGGUGCGCCGGGGUGGUGUCGGGAGUCGCGGGGCUGCCGGGCGCGUGAUGGCGGCAGCCAGGGCUGAGGUGCCGGGUAGAGGGCUGAUAGAGACCCAGAGCCUUGCCCUUAUGGUUUCUAGUCACAUGAACCCAGGGACAAAACUCACAGCUCCUGGACCUGCCAACUCUCUUGGAAUGGAGUUUCCAAGGAAACGCAAAGGAAGUGAUUCAGAGCCGGCCCAGGAAGCACACAGCCAGAUGGAAAAGCGGCGGAGAGACAAGAUGAACCAUCUGAUUCAGGAGCUGUCGUCUAUGAUCCCUCCACUCAGCCCUGCAACCCCAAAACUGGACAAGCUCAGUGUUCUGAGGAGGGCAGUGCAGUACUUGAGGUCUCUGAGAGGCAUGACAGAGUUUUUCUUGGAAGAAAAUUCUAGACCUUCAUUUAUUCAUGAUAAGGAGCUCAGUCACUUAAUCCUCAAGACAGCAGAAGGCUUCCUGUUUGUGGUUGGAUGUGAACGAGGGAGAAUUCUCUUCGUAUCUAAGUCCAUCUCCAAAACACUGCAGUAUGACCAGGGCAGCUUGAUGGGACAGAAUUUGUUCGACUUUUUACACCCAAAAGAUGUCGCUAAAGUUAAGGAACAACUUUCUUGUGAUGUUUUCUCAAGAGAGAAACCUCUAGACACUAAAACCCCUCUGCAGGUUUACGGUCACGGCCACACUGGGCGACCACACAUGCAUUCUGGCUCCAGACGAUCUUUCUUCUUUAGAAUGAAGACCUGUAAAAUCCCUGUCAAAGAAGAGCUUCGAUGCUCACCCUGCUCAAAGAAGAAAGACCACAGAAAAUUCUACACUGUCUAUUGCACUGGAUACUUGAGAAGCUGGCCUCCAAAUGUUGUUGGCAUGCAGAAAGAAAGGGACAAUGAGAAAGAUAGUGGCCCUCUUACCUGCCUUGUAGCCAUGGGACGGUUACAUCCAUAUGCUGUCCCUCAGAAGAGUGGCAAGAUCAGAUUGAGGCCAACUGAGUUCGUAACCCGCUUUGCCAUAAAUGGAAAAUUCAUCUAUGUUGAUCAAAGGGCAACAGUAAUUUUAGGAUACCUGCCUCAGGAACUUUUGGGAACUUCGUGUUAUGAAUAUUUUCAUCAAGAUGACCACAGUAAUUUGACUGACAAGCACAAAGCAGUUCUGCAGAGUAAGGAGAAAAUACUUACAGACUCAUACAAAUUCAGAGCGAAGGAUGGCUCCUUUGUAACCCUGAGAAGUCAGUGGUUCAGCUUCACUAAUCCUUGGACCAAAGAGCUGGAGUACAUCGUGUCUGUCAACACACUGGUCUUGGGGCGCAGCGAGACAGGGAUCCUGUCCAUGCUUCACUGCGGCAGCCAGUCUUCGGAAGACUCAUUCAGACAGCCCUGCAUCCAUGUGCCCGGCAUGUCCAUGGGGACCAUACUUGGUGCUGGGAGUAUUGGAACAGAGAUUGCAAAUGAGGUUCUGAGCUUACAGAGGUUACACUCUUCAUCCCCAGAGGAUUCAAAUGCUUCAGAAAUCAUGAGUGAGAGCCACGGUAUAAACUGCAGGAAUGCCAACGUACCUGUGUCCACGAAGGAGUGCUUUUCACGUAGUCCUGAAACAGGGGGCCUGGAGGCUGCCAGGCAACGCUGGAGCAUUGAAGCUACUCACAGUCACGGGCCCCUCCUCAGUGAUGGUGCCCAGCUGGAUUUUGAUGCCCUGUGUGACAAUGAUGAUGCAGCCAUGGCUGCGUUCAUGAAUUACCUGGAAGUAGAGGCGGGCCUGGGUGACCCUGGGGACUUCAGCGACAUCCAGUGGACACUCUAGCAUUUGAACUAAAUGAGAAUCAUUUCAGAGUGUCCCAUUUACGAAACACUCUGUUCUUCUACACUGUAUCAAUACUUUCUUUUGUUAAUAGUCGGCCGACUUUUAUACAUCUGCACCUUACUCUCACGGGGCUGUGGGAGAGGGAGAUGUUUUCCUCCACAGUGAAACAGUCAAGUUCAUCAUACUCUCUUUACUCAGUGAGCUAGCCUGGGGUCAGGCUGCUAUAUUUUUGCUAAAAUGUUCUGACCAAAAAAUGCUGCCAACCAUAUUGUUUGGGCUUUGCUUCUGUUUUUUGUAUAAUUUUGUUUUUUGAGUUUGGGAAUUUUAAUAUACUGCCAUUUUCCUUGUCUGUGGCCUAUGAGACUGAUAAUGUGGGCUAGUGUGCUGAGGCAUAUUCCCACACCUCAAGCCUUUCCUUAAUUGAAUGAGCUUGGUGCUUCUGGGAUGUGGUGAGUGCUUGAACAUUUAAAAGGGCAGUGGAGCUUAUGGUCAUCCUGACGAGGGCACUGCACAUUCAGCCUUUGUAGAACUUGGCAAGGAUUGCUAGGACGUUAAGGCUCACUUGAGCACUUUACAGUGGACUCCAAGGGGAAGGACUUCUUAAAACACAGAAAAGGCCAAAGUUCCAGCUUUGUUUACAGAAGAGGGUGGACCCUGAGCCCUUGAUCUUGGCAGUGAAUCUUUGCAAGAAGAUAUUUAACCACUAAGGAUUUUCACCGUAACUAGAACUGCCUUGCAGGUUUCCACUGUUGAAGCUGCUUAGUGAUAGAUUCCGUCUGGAGGAUAAAACAGGCCCAGGCAGAUCAAAUGCCCUGUGGAAGGUCCCACCUUAAAUUCAUUAUAUACAUUAAACGUUAAGUUGUUGAUGUUUAAUGUAUGUAAGCCAGUUGCGUUUGUGAAGGCAGUGGACUCACUAGUUACCUAGUGACUGAGCUGACCUGGGAGACGGCUGUAGCCUGCUAGAUAAUUGGCAGUUAGUCAUUGCCUGCAGCUGAGUCAUGAAACAAAUGGUAAAUGUAGCUAGUUGUUGUUUUGUUGUAUGGGUUUUGUUGUUUGUUUGUUUGUUU